GUUUGAUAUCGAGAUAGAUUUGUCUCGGUGUUUAUUGUGUGAAUAGAGUAACAAUCGAAAAAUACACAAUCCGAAAAAAACAUUUGCAAACUCAAAAAAACAUUUGCAAAUAUAUAACAGAUCUGCGAAUAGCCUACAGGAUACAGACGGAUAUAUAACAGAUGUGUGUAUUCGUUCGGUUCACAUGACGUUGCUGUAGCUUUGCGCCGCCAUCAUUCCGACCUACUCGGUCUCAGUCAUGCCUGCAAUAUGUUGUGCAGUUGGCUGCAACAACAGCCGAAAGAGGAACCCCGGACUGGUAUUUUAUUCUAUACCAAAAGAAAAGGAAAGAAGAAAGAAGUGGUUAGCUGUCAUUCGAAGAGAUCAUUGGACACCUACGUCUCACACCUUACUAUGCAAUGAACACUUUGUGUCAGGAGCAAAACAGAACAAUCCUUUGAGCCCCGACUUUGUGCCCAGUCUUUUUGCACACACCUCUGUGAGAGAGACGGAAAAGCAACAUUACGCCUUCAAAAGGUUUCAACAGACUCAGCUGAUUAAACGCAAGAUGCGUGAGACCUGCGGCAGUGUGGCCGACCCUUCAACAACCGACGUAGAGGAGGUCACUAACACUGACCAUCACACUGACCACAACUAUUCAAAAGACACAGGCCCUGGCAUCGUAGAACCGCGCGUGAAUCCAUCCUGCCUUGCUACGAUGUCAGCACUGGAAAAUGUGCAGCAGCUCUCUCUCCCAGAGCCCCCACAGAUUAAAGAGGAACAGGAGCUGUGGACCAGUCAGGAGGAAGAGCAGCUCCAAGGACUGCAGUCUGAAACUACAUCCUCCAUCUUCACCAGAGAGUGUUUGAAUGAUAAAAUGUCUAAAUUAAACGCGAUCCAAGAAUUUUUAAGUGAGAGACUAACAAUGGCUGCUUUGGAGAUUUUUGAGGGCGUUGAAAUCAUGUUUUCUGAGUACAAAGACGAAAUCUCUCGUUCCGAGAAGGAGAGGAAGCGGAUACAACGGCUGUUUGACGUUGUUACUCAACCUGAGAUCAAGCUAAACCGAACAGAAGUGCAGCAGCUCUCUGUCCUGGAGCCCCCACAGAUUAAAGAGGAACAGGAGCUGUGGACCAGUCAGGAGGAAGAGCAGCUCCAAGGACUGCAGUCUGAAACUACAGACUCCAUCUUCACCAGGGACUCCAACUUGCAUAUCAGAGCAUUUCUCAGUGAGAGAUUAACAACAGCAGCUUCAGAGAUUUUCGGGGCCAUUGAAAUAAGGUUUACUGAGUACCAAGAAGAAAUCUCCCGUUCCGAGGAGGAGAGGAAGCGGAUACAACGGCUGUUUGACGUUGUUACUCAACCUGAGAUCAAGCUAAACCGAACAGAUGUGCAGCAGCUCUCUCUCCCAGAGCCCCCACAGAUUAAAGAGGAACAGGAGCAGUGGACCAGUCAGGAGGAAGAGCAGCUCCAAGGACUGCAGUCUGAAACCAAAGACCCCAGACUCACUUUUCUCUAUGUAAAACAUGAGUCUCAGAGAAGCCCUCCUGAUCAAUGUUCACAUCUUGUCCAGAUUGUUAAAGUGGAGGACAGAGAAGGAGACUGUCUACACACCAACACAACUGAGGAGCAAAUCAAAGCAGAGCCUCAUGUACAAGACUCUGCUGCACCAGAACCAGGCAGUGACUCUCAGCCCCUCUCUGUUGUAGCUCCAGACUGUCCUACAGCUCAGAGUUUGGAGGAGGAGGAACAUGGAGGAGUGAUGCUUUUACAGAACAGAACACAAAACAAUGAGGCUCUUCCAAGGGACAAUAGACCACAGGGAAGUCACACAGAAGAGAAACCUCUUCAGUGUCAACAAUGUAAGAGACGAUUUGCUGACAAAAGUGCUCUUCUUAAACACAUUGAAAAAGCACACACAGGAGAGAAACCUCAUCAGUGUCAACAAUGUAAGAGACAAUUUGCUUUCAAAAGUGCUCUUCUUAAACACAUGAGAACACACUCAGGAGAGAAACCUUUUCAGUGUGAACAAUGUAACAAACGAUUUGCUCAAAAAAGUGUUCUUGUUGAUCACCUGAAAACACACACAGGAGAGAAACCACAUCAGUGUCAACAAUGUAACAAACAAUUUGCUCACAAAGGUAAUCUUGUUGAUCACAUGAGAACACAUACAGGACAGAAACCUUUUCAGUGUCAACAAUGUAACAAACAAUGUGCUCUCAAAGGUAAUCUUGAUAAACACAUGAGAACACACACAGGAGAGAAACAAUAUCAGUGUCAACAAUAUGAUUACAAAAGUAUUCUUGUUGAUCACAUAACACACACAGAAGAGAAACCAUAUCAGUGUCAACAAUGUAUAAAACGAUUUGCUAAAAAAGGUAAUCUUGUUGUACACAUGAGAACACACACAGGAGAGAAACCAUAUCAGUGUCAAUUAUGUAAGAAAAGAUGUGCCCACAAAUGUAAUCUUGUUAAACACAUGAGAACUCACACAGGAGAGAAACCAUAUCAGUGUCAACAAUGUAACAAACAAUUUGCUCACAAAGGUGUUCUUGUUGAACACAUGAGAACACACACAGGAGAGAAAUCUUUUCAAUGUCAACAAUGUAACAAACGAUUUUCUGUCAAAAGUAUUCUUGUUGAUCACUUGAGAACACACACAGGAGAGAAGCCACAGUGUCAACAAUGUAACAAACGAUUUGCUAAAAAAGGUAGUCUUGUUAAACACAUGAGAACACACACAGGAGAGAAACCAUAUCAGUGUCAAAAAUGUAACAAACGAUAUGCUCACAAAGGUAUUCUUGUUGAUCACAUGAGAUCACACACAGGAGAGAAACCUUUUCAGUGUCUACAUUGUAACAAACAAUAUGCUUACAAAUGUAUUCUUGUUGAUCACAUGAUAACACAUACAGGAGAGAAACCAUAUCAAUGUCAACAAUGUAACAAACGAUUUGUUAAAAAAGGUAAUCUUGUUGAUCACAUGAGAACACACACAGGAGAGAAACCUUUUCAGUGUCAACAAUGUAACAAACAAUGUGCUCACAAAAGUAAUCUUGUUAAACACAUGAGAAUACACACAGGAGAAAAACCAUAUCAGUGUCAACAACGUAACACAACUUUUAGAUAUAAAUCUAAAUCGCCCCUUGUCCCAUAUGACAAACCAAUCUUUGUUGUAGCUCCAGACUGUCCUGCAGCUCAGAGUUUGGAGGGGGAACAUGGAGAAGUGAUACUUUUACAGAACAGAACGCCAAACAAUGAGGCUCUUCCAAGAGACAAUAGACCACAGGGAAGUCACACAGAAAACAAUACACCAGUGUCAACAAUGUAACAAAACUUUUAAUCAGAAAAUCCAUUUUGAUUCGUUACAUGGGGACACACACAGGAGAAACCAUAUCACAGUCAGGAAUGUCACAAAAGAUGUAGUCAAAAGUCUAAUCUAGUUGCACAUAUGAUGACCCACAGGAGGUAAACCUUAGCAGUGUCAGGAAUGUAACUAAACAUUUAGUUUCAUUUGUUUCAAUAUGUUCAGUCUUGUUUUGAAAUAUCUUGUUUUACUGUUUUUGUUUCAACAGCGCCCCCUAUGGACAAUACCAUGACUGCUGUAAUCGAAUAAUCGUCUGAUGAUACACUGUAGUUUGGAAGGCAGCAAUAAACAUAUUUCUCAAUUCAAUAAACCUUUCUAUAACUUUGUUCAUCGACCCUCGGCCACCGGUUGAAAACAUAACGGUACACUGUGAGAACUGGAGUCAGGUGGCUGAACGGUUAGGGAAUCGGGCUAGUGAUCUGAAGGUUGCCAGUUCGAUUCCCAGCCGUGCCAAAUGACGUUGUGUCCUUGGGCAAGGCACUUCACCCUACUUGCCUUGGGGGAAUGUCCCUGUACUUACUGUAAGUCGCUCUGGAUAAGAGCAUCUGCUAAAUGACUAAAUGUAAAUGAAAU
Messenger RNA from Osmerus eperlanus (European smelt), 3913 nucleotides. Its product is annotated as zinc finger protein 271-like. Lineage: Eukaryota; Metazoa; Chordata; Actinopteri; Osmeriformes; Osmeridae. The coding region runs from base 239 to 3304 and encodes 1021 amino acids. The record is from RefSeq and is a predicted model, not a curated record. The transcript has 5 exons. Gene Ontology annotation, biological process: regulation of transcription by RNA polymerase II. Gene Ontology annotation, molecular function: RNA polymerase II cis-regulatory region sequence-specific DNA binding; DNA-binding transcription factor activity, RNA polymerase II-specific.